Molecule: messenger RNA, 9822 nt
Organism: Pectinophora gossypiella (pink bollworm)
Lineage: Eukaryota; Metazoa; Arthropoda; Insecta; Lepidoptera; Gelechiidae
Exons: 8
Coding region: 17-8842 (2941 amino acids)
Source: RefSeq, a predicted model, not a curated record
ACAUAUUCGAGUAAUAAUGAAGAAUAUAGUCGGACUUCUGGUGUUAUUGGCUUUUGUCGCUGUCCAGGGUUUACCUAAUCCUGGCAGACGUUAUGAUGAUUCAGAUUAUUCAGUUUAUUCCGAACAAGAAUUGUCACACGAAGAAAACAGUGAACAGUCUCAGGAGGAGUCUAGCGACGAAUAUGAAUCUGUCCAAUCAUACGGCGGCAGAACGAGAUCAGUUAAAGAAAGCAACACAUCUUCAAAACACAGCGAAUCCGAAUCUAGCAACACCUCACAAUCUAACAAACUGAUAAUAUCCAAGGGUGACGGAAACGUACAGACGACAACAUCGUCAUCAAAAUCAUCUAAAACUUCUAGCAGCAAAUCUGAAAAGCACUCCAGUUCCAGACGUGUAAUUGAAAGUGGUUAUUCUGAUGAUGACGAUUAUUACACGAAAUCGGGACGAUGGGGAUCAACUGACGACUCAUAUUACCAAUCUGACUCUGAUGAAAGAUCAACUAUUGAUGAAAGUGAAGAGAGAUAUCGAAGCGAUAAAAUACGACAAGACAACGAUAGCGAGCAAAAUGCUGACGGCGACAACAACUCAGACAUAGAUCAAGAUAACAGGAAUAAUCAAAAUGCUGUUGCUGGAAAAGGGUCGACAAUAACACAAAAUAACAUAAAUAAUCAAAAUGCUGUUGCUGGAAAAGGAUCGACAAUUACACAAAAUAACAAAAAUAACCAAAAUGCUAAGGCUGAAACAGGAUCAACAAUAAUACAAAACCACGUAAAUAACCAGAACGCCAGAGCUGAAGAAGGUUCGACUAUUACACAAAACAACAUUAAUGACCAAAAUGCAAAAGCUGGAAAAGGCUCAACAAUAUACCAGACCUACGAAAAUAACCAAAAUGCAAAAGCUGAUAAAGGAUCCACAAUAACACAAAAUAGCGAAAAUAAUCAAAACGCGAAAGCAGAAAAAGGCUCUAGUAUAAAUCAAUCUAAUGAGAAUAACCAGAACGCCAGAGGAGAAAAAGGUUCAACUAUAAAACAGGACAACGAAAGCAACCAGAAUGCAAAAGGUGAAAAAGGUUCUAGUAUAAAACAGACCAAUAAAAACAAUCAGAACGCCAAAGCCGGCAAAGGUGCGACUAUCAGACAAGAUAACGAAAGCAACCAAAAUGCCAAGGCCGAAAAAGGAGCCACUAUAAGACAAGAUAACGAAAGCAACCAGAACGCCAAGGCCGAAAGAGGUGCCAAUAUCAGACAAGAUAACGAAAGCAACCAGAACGCCAAGGCCGAAAAAGGUGCGACAAUCAGACAAGAUAACGAAAGCAACCAGAACGCCAAGGCCGAAAAAGGUGCCACUAUCAGACAAGAUAACGAAAGCAACCAGAACGCCAGAGGUGAAAAAGGUUCGACGAUAAAACAGACAAACGAAAACAAUCAGAACGCCAAGGCCGACAGAGGUUCGACUAUCAGACAGGACAACGAAAGCAACCAGAACGCCAAGGCCGGAAAAGGGGCCACUAUCAGACAAGAUAACGAAAGCAACCAAAAUGCUCAUGGCGGAAAGGGCUCGACUAUCAAACAGACAAACGAAAACAACCAGAACGCCAAGGCCGACAGAGGUUCAACUAUCAGACAGGACAACGAAAGCAACCAGAACGCCAAGGCCGGAAAAGGAGCCAAUAUCAGACAAGAUAAUGAAAGCAACCAGAAUGCCAGAGGUGAAAGAGGUUCGACGAUAAAACAGACAAACGAAAACAACCAGAAUGCCAAAGCUGACAGUGGUUCGACUAUCAGACAGGACAACGAAAGCAACCAGAACGCCAAGGCCGGAAAAGGGGCCACUAUCAGACAAGAUAACGAAAGCAACCAGAAUGCUCAUGGCGGAAAGGGGUCGACGAUAAAACAGACAAACGAAAACAACCAGAAUGCCAAAGCCGACAGUGGUUCGACUAUCAGACAGGACAACGAAAGCAACCAGAACGCCAAGGCCGGAAAAGGGGCCACUAUCAGACAAGAUAACGAAAGCAACCAGAACGCCAAGGCUGGAAAAGGAGCGACUAUCAAACAAGAUAACGAAAGCAACCAGAAUGCGAGAGGUGAAAGAGGUUCGACGAUAAAACAGACAAACGAAAACAACCAGAAUGCCAAAGCCGACAGUGGUUCGACUAUCAGACAGGACAAUGAAAGCAACCAGAACGCCAAGGCCGGAAAAGGGGCCACUAUCAGACAAGAUAACGAAAGCAACCAGAAUGCUCAUGGCGGAAAGGGGUCGACUAUCAAACAAGACAACAAAAACAACCAGAAUGCCAAGGCCGACAGAGGUUCGACUAUCAGACAGGACAACGAAAGCAACCAGAAUGCCAAGGCCGGUAAAGGAGCCACUAUCAGACAAGAUAACGAAAACAACCAGAAUGCUCAUGGCGGAAAGGGGUCGAUUAUCAAACAGACAAACGAAAACAACCAGAACGCCAAGGCCGACAGAGGUUCAACUAUCAGACAGGACAACGAAAGCAACCAGAAUGCCAAGGCCGGUAAAGGAGCCACUAUCAGACAAGAUAACGAAAGCAACCAGAAUGCUCAUGGCGAAAGGGGGUCGACUAUCAAACAGACAAACGAAAACAACCAGAACGCCAAGGCCGACAGAGGUUCAACUAUCAGACAAGACAACGAAAGCAACCAGAAUGCCAAAGCCGGUAAAGGAGCCACUAUCAAACAAGAUAACGAAAGUAACCAAAAUGCCAGAGGUGAAAGAGGUUCGACGAUAAAACAGACGAACGAAAACAACCAGAAUGCCAAGGCCGACAAAAGCUCAACUAUCAGACAGGACAACGAAAGCAACCAGAACGCCAAGGCCGGAAAAGGAGCCACUGUCAGACAAGAUAACGAAAGCAACCAGAAUGCCAGAGGUGAAAGAGGUUCGACGAUAAAACAGACGAACGAAAACAACCAGAAUGCCAAGGCCGACAGAGGCUCAACUAUCAGACAGGACAACGAAAGCAACCAGAACGCCAAGGCUGGAAAAGGAGCCACUAUCAGACAAGAUAACGAAAGUAACCAGAACGCCAAAGCUGGAAAAGGGGCCACUAUCAAACAAGAUAACGAAAGUAACCAAAAUGCCAGAGGUGAAAGAGGUUCGACGAUAAAACAGACGAACGAAAACAACCAGAAUGCUAAGGCCGACAGAGGCUCAACUAUCAGACAGGACAACGAAAGCAACCAGAACGCCAAGGCCGGAAAAAAAGCCACUGUCAGACAAGAUAACGAAAGCAACCAGAAUGCCAGAGGUGAAAGAGGUUCGACGAUAAAACAGACAAACGAAAACAACCAGAACGCCAAGGCCGACAGAGGUUCAACUAUCAGACAGGACAACGAAAGCAACCAGAACGCCAAAGCCGGAAAAGGAGCCACUAUCAGACAAGAUAACGAAAGCAACCAGAAUGCUCAUGGCGGAAAGGGGUCGACUAUCAAACAAGACAACAAAAACAACCAGAAUGCCAAGGCCGACAGAGGUUCGACUAUCAGACAGGACAACGAAAACAACCAGAAUGCCAAGGCCGACAGAGGUUCGACUAUCAGACAGGACAACGAAAGCAACCAGAACGCCAAGGCCGGAAAAGGAGCGACUAUAAAACAAGAUAACGAAAGCAACCAGAAUGCGAGAGGUGAAAGAGGUUCGACGAUUAAACAGACAAACGAAAACAACCAGAAUGCCAAAGCCGACAGUGGUUCGACUAUCAGACAGGACAACGAAAGCAACCAGAACGCCAAAGCCGGAAAAGGAGCGACUAUCAGACAAGAUAACGAAAGCAACCAGAAUGCUCAUGGCGGAAAGGGGUCGAAUAUCAAACAAGACAACAAAAACAACCAGAAUGCCAAGGCCGACAGAGGUUCGACUAUCAGACAGGACAACGAAAACAACCAGAAUGCCAAGGCCGACAGAGGUUCGACUAUCAGACAGGACAACGAAAGCAACCAGAACGCCAAGGCCGGAAAAGGAGCGACUAUCAAACAAGAUAACGAAAGCAACCAGAAUGCGAGAGGUGAAAGAGGUUCGACGAUAAAACAGACAAACGAAAACAACCAGAAUGCCAAAGCCGACAGUGGUUCGACUAUCAGACAGGACAACGAAAGCAACCAGAACGCCAAGGCUGGAAAAGGAGCCACUAUCAGACAAGAUAACGAAAGUAACCAGAACGCCAAAGCUGGAAAAGGGGCCACUAUCAAACAAGAUAACGAAAGUAACCAAAAUGCCAGAGGUGAAAGAGGUUCGACGAUAAAACAGACGAACGAAAACAACCAGAACGCCAAGGCCGACAGAGGCUCAACUAUCAGACAGGACAACGAAAGCAACCAGAACGCCAAGGCCGGAAAAGGAGCUACUAUCAGACAAGAUAACGAAAGCAACCAGAACGCCAAGGCUGGAAAAGGAGCGACUAUCAAACAAGAUAACGAAAGCAACCAGAAUGCGAGAGGCGAAAGAGGUUCGACGAUAAAACAGACAAACGAAAACAACCAGAAUGCCAAAGCCGACAGUGGUUCGACUAUCAGACAGGACAACGAAAGCAACCAGAACGCCAAAGCCGGAAAAGGAGCCACUAUCAGACAAGAUAACGAAAGCAACCAGAAUGCUCAUGGCGGAAAGGGGUCGACUAUCAAACAAGACAACAAAAACAACCAGAAAGCCAAGGCCGACAGAGGUUCGACUAUCAGACAGGACAACGAAAACAACCAGAAUGCCAAGGCCGACAGAGGUUCGACUAUCAGACAGGACAACGAAAGCAACCAGAACGCCAAGGCCGGAAAAGGAGCGACUAUCAAACAAGAUAACGAAAGCAACCAGAAUGCGAGAGGUGAAAGAGGUUCGACGAUAAAACAGACAAACGAAAACAACCAGAAUGCCAAAGCCGACAGUGGUUCGACUAUCAGACAGGACAACGAAAGCAACCAGAACGCCAAAGCCGGAAAAGGAGCCACUAUCAGACAAGAUAACGAAAGCAACCAGAAUGCUCAUGGCGGAAAGGGGUCGACUAUCAAACAAGACAACAAAAACAACCAGAAAGCCAAGGCCGACAGAGGUUCGACUAUCAGACAGGACAACGAAAACAACCAGAAUGCCAAGGCCGACAGAGGUUCGACUAUCAGACAGGACAACGAAAGCAACCAGAACGCCAAGGCCGGAAAAGGAGCCACUAUCAGACAAGAUAACGAAAGCAACCAGAAUGCUCAUGGCGGAAAGGGGUCGACUAUCAAACAAGACAACAAAAACAACCAGAAUGCCAAGGCCGACAGAGGUUCGACUAUCAGACAGGACAACGAAAGCAACCAGAAUGCCAAGGCCGGUAAAGGAGCCACUAUCAGACAAGAUAACGAAAACAACCAGAAUGCUCAUGGCGGAAUGGGGUCGACUAUCAAACAGACAAACGAAAACAACCAGAAUGCCAAGGCCGACAGAGGUUCAACUAUCAGACAGGACAACGAAAGCAACCAGAAUGCCAAAGCCGGUAAAGGAGCCACUAUCAGACAAGAUAACGAAAGCAACCAGAAUGCCAGAGGUGAAAGAGGUUCGACGAUAAAACAGACAAACGAAAACAACCAGAAUGCCAAGGCCGACAGAGGCUCAACUAUCAGACAGGACAACGAAAGCAACCAGAACGCCAAGGCCGGAAAAGGAGCCACUAUCAGACAAGAUAACGAAAGCAACCAAAAUGCCAGAGGUGAAAUAGGUUCGACGAUAAAACAGGCAAACGAAAACAACCAGAAUGCCAAGGCCGACAGAGGCUCAACUAUCAGACAGGACAACGAAAGCAACCAGAAUGCCAAGGCCGGUAAAGGAGCCACUAUCAGACAAGAUAACGAAAACAACCAGAAUGCUCAUGGCGGAAAGGGGUCGACUAUCAAACAGACAAACGAAAACAACCAGAACGCCAAGGCCGACAGAGGUUCAACUAUCAGACAGGACAACGAAAGCAACCAGAAUGCCAAGGCCGGAAAAGGAGCCACUAUCAGACAAGAUAACGAAAACAAGCAGAAUGCUCAUGGCGGAAAGGGGUCGACGAUAAAACAGACAAACGAAAACAACCAGAACGCCAAGGCCGACAGAGGUUCAACUAUCAGACAGGACAACGAAAGCAACCAGAACGCCAAGGCCGGAAAAGGAGCUACUAUCAGACAAGAUAACGAAAGCAACCAGAACGCCAAGGCUGGAAAAGGAGCGACUAUCAAACAAGAUAACGAAAGCAACCAGAAUGCGAGAGGCGAAAGAGGUUCGACGAUAAAACAGACAAACGAAAACAACCAGAAUGCCAAAGCCGACAGUGGUUCGACUAUCAGACAGGACAACGAAAGCAACCAGAACGCCAAGGCCGGAAAAGGAGCGACUAUCAAACAAGAUAACGAAAGCAACCAGAAUGCGAGAGGUGAAAGAGGUUCGACGAUAAAACAGACAAACGAAAACAACCAGAAUGCCAAAGCCGGAAAAGGAGCCACAAUCAGACAAGAUAACGAAAGCAACCAGAAUGCUCAUGGCGGAAAAGGGUCGACUAUCAAACAAGACAACAAAAACAACCAGAAUGCCAAGGCCGACAGAGGUUCGACUAUCAGACAGGACAACGAAAGCAACCAGAACGCCAAGGCCGGAAAAGGAGCCACUAUCAGACAAGAUAACGAAAGCAACCAGAAUGCUCAUGGCGGAAAGGGGUCGACUAUCAAACAAGACAACAAAAACAACCAGAAUGCCAAGGCCGACAGAGGCUCAACUAUCAGACAGUACAACGAAAGCAACCAGAACGCCAAGGCCGGAAAAGGAGCCACUAUCAGACAAGAUAACGAAAGCAACCAAAAUGCCAGAGGUGAAAUAGGUUCAACGAUAAAACAGGCAAACGAAAACAACCAGAAUGCCAAGGCCGACAGAGGCUCAACUAUCAGACAGGACAACGAAAGCAACCAGAAUGCCAAGGCCGGAAAAGGAGCCACUAUCAGACAAGAUAACGAAAACAAGCAGAAUGCUCAUGGCGGAAAGGGGUCGACGAUAAAACAAGACAACAAAAACAACCAGAAUGCCAAGGCCGACAGAGGUUCGACUAUCAGACAGGACAACGAAAGCAACCAGAAUGCCAAGGCCGGUAAAGGAGCCACUAUCAGACAAGAUAACGAAAACAACCAGAAUGCAAAGGCCGACAGGGGUUCAACUAUCAGACAGGACAACGAAAGCAACCAGAAUGCCAAGGCCGGAAAAGGAGCCACUAUCAGACAAGAUAACGAAAACAAGCAGAAUGCUCAUGGCGGAAAGGGGUCGACGAUAAAACAAGACAACAAAAACAACCAGAAUGCCAAGGCCGACAGAGGUUCGACUAUCAGACAGGACAAUGAAAGCAACCAGAACGCCAAGGCCGGAAAAGGAGCUACUAUCAAACAAGAUAACGAAAGUAACCAGAAUGCGAGAGGUGAAAGAGGUUCGACGAUAAAACAGACAAACGAAAACAACCAGAAUGCCAAAGCCGACAGUGGUUCGACUAUCAGACAGGACAACGAAAGCAACCAGAACGCCAAGGCCGGAAAAGGGGCCACUAUCAGACAAGAUAACGAAAGCAACCAGAAUGCUCAUGGCGGAAAGGGGUCGACCAUCCAACAAGACAACAAAAACAACCAGAAUGCCAAGGCCGACAGAGGUUCGACUAUCAGACAGGACAACGAAAGCAACCAGAAUGCCAAGGCCGGUAGAGGAGCCACUAUCAGACAAGAUAACGAAAACAACCAGAAUGCGCAUGGCGGAAAGGGGUCGACUAUCAAACAAGACAACAAAAAUAACCAGAAUGCCAGAGGUGGAGACCGAUCAUCUAUUAGUCAAGAUAACGAAAACCGUCAGAUUGCUAAAGCCAAAGUAUGCUCUAAAGUACGACAUACAAAUAAAAACAAACAAAACGCGAAAGGUGAAAGAGGAACAAAUAUAGGACAAAAUAACGAUAACAACCAGAAUGCUCAUGGCGGAAAGGGGUCGCAUAUAAAACAAACAAACGAAAACAACCAAAAUGCUAAAGGCGGAAAGGGAUCCACAAUCAGACAAGACAACGAAAAUAACCAGAAUGCCAGAGGCGGAAAGGGGUCGACUAUCAGACAAGAUAACGAAAACAACCAGAAUGCCAGAGGCGGAAAAGGGUCGACUAUCAGACAAGAUAACGAAAGCAACCAACAUGCUCAUGGCGGAAAGGGGUCGACUAUCAGACAAGAUAACGAAAACAACCAGAAUGCGCAUGGCGGAAAAGGGUCGCAUAUAAAACAAACAAACGAAAACAACCAAAAUGCUAAAGGCGGAAAGGGAUCCACCAUCAGACAAGACAACGAAAACAACCAGAAUGCCAGAGGCGGAAAGGGGUCGACUAUCAGACAAGAUAACGAAAGCAACCAGAAUGCUAGAGGCGGAAAGGGGUCCACUAUCAGACAAGAUAAUGAAAACAACCAGAAUGCUAAAGGCGGAAAGGGGUCGACUAUCAAACAAGACAACAGAAACAACCAGAACGCCGCAGGUGGUAAUGAUUCAGUUAUUAGACAAGAUAAUAAAAACCACCAAAAUGCUGAAACCGGAGAACGAUCUAAGAUAAAACAUGAUAAGAAUGACCAUGUCAAAGAUUGCUCGAAGGAGGAAUUAAAUAAGCGUAAGAAUUCUACUACAGUUAAGAAGGUUACCAAAGAGGUCGUUCUUAAAAAGGACAAGAGAUCCGAAGUCAAUGAAUCUGAGUCAUCGAAAACUAAAGAAAAAAGUAAAUCUAAAGUUAAAACGGUAGUGAAGACAAAGACAGUUGAAAAAACCAAAGAGCAGAAUUCGAAAGGCGAAAAACAUCAUUGUGGUAACUAAUUAGCCGUACUUCGUAACUUUAAAUAGACAUAUCGCAAUCAACAAGGUAUUCCGACUAAUCAUUUUAAUUUUAUCUUUAUUACACGUUAUCUUUUGUCAAAUUCACUUUUUUGUUGUAUGACUGAUCUGUUCUUUUUCUUACUAAGAUUUCGAGUACCUUCUACUUAUUCUCUCGAGUAGGUUGUGAGGUGGAUGACCUCAUCAACCCUGUUAGAGUGGUUGCUGAGCAGCCAAAGGUCCCUGGCAUGACUCAUGUAACGACUGCUUACUUACAUCAGUUAGUAGUAACCGGGACCAACGGCUACUCGUGGCGUGUACUUACUUAGGUACAUAAACAUAGCCUAAUGCUGUGUGUCCCCCAUACCUAUCUUCUUAGGAAGCACGCAAUUCCUCUGUUGAUUUCUGUGAUAACAUCUGGUUUUUCAUUCGCUCCGCUUACCUAACCUGAAGAUUUGACAGGUCCGGUUUUUUACAGAAGCGACUGUCUGAUUUCCAACCCUCGAAGGGCAAACCAGCCCAAUAUUGUUACAUACCUCCGAAACGCAUUUUUUGGGGAUGUGGGUUUCCUAACGAUGUUUUCCUUCACCGCUGAGCACGUGGUAAUCAUUUAUCAUCCUAACAUGAAUAUGAAAACAAAUUCGAAAAUCAUUGGCUCAGACCCAUGCUGGAAUCGAACCUGCGACCUCAAAUUGAGUGUCAAGCGUUCUCUUCACUGGUCUUUUUCUUCGAUGGUCGAUUUCUAUGAUAUGCCUGGGAAAAUAAGCACUUACAACUAUUAAUAAUUGUUUCAUACAACAAAUAAGUGAAUAUCAAUCAUUAUUCAUCACUAGUCAUCUCAAAUCAUCAUUAUUCACCCACCAUUCAUCAUUUCAUGACUUUACCCAUCAAUCGAUUUGUAAUCUUAAAUAUUGUGUGUCAAAUGUUUGUGUUGCAAUAAAAAAAUGUAAAAAAAAUAAAUAAAGGAAUUAAUCAACCAUGUA